CAGGACCAGCCCGAACGCAAGCCUUCUCGAAAAUCCGUUGCCUUUACCGACGAACAGCUGGUAGUCGAAACCGACGGCUCAAUAACCAUCAUGAGCGCCGCCGAGGAACCCAAGGAGACGGCCCAGUCACACACGCCUCGUACGCCGCCUCUGUCUGCCGCCCUCGAGGCCUUUACUGAUCCUUCAUCUCAAGCCGCCGCCGACGAGCCUGCCCCUCCUGAAGAUGGCGGUCUUGACCUGUCUCUGCUGAAGAAGAAGAAGAAGAAGAAGAAGGUGGAGGGUGUUGAUGGCGAGGCUGAGGCUGAUGAGGGGGCCGCCCCCGCCGAGGAUGGCGGUCUUGACCUGACGAUGAAGAAGAAGAAGAAGAAGGCGAAGAAGGCCGAGGGUGCUGAGGAGGACGAGUUCACUGCCAAGCUGAAGCAGCUCGAGGUUAAGGACACCGAGGGUGCCGAGGAGGCAACUCAACAGGAGGAGGGCGACAUGGAGGCGGGCACCGGUGUCUGGGGCCACUCAGAGUCCAAGACCAUCCCCUACACCCUCCUCCUCUCCCGCUUCUUCACCGUCCUUUCACAAAAGAAUCCCGACCACUCGCUCAGCGGCACCAAGAGCUACAAGAUUCCUCCGCCUCAGUGCAUGCGUGAAGGCAACAGGAAAACUGUCUUUGCCAACAUUGCCGAUAUCUGCAAGCGCAUGAAGCGAACCGAGGAGCACGUCACCGCCUACUUGUUUGCCGAAUUGGGCACAAACGGCUCCGUUGACGGAAGCAGGAGAUUGGUCAUCAAGGGUCGAUUCCAGCAGAAGCAGAUUGAGAAUGUCGUCAGAAAAUACAUCAUCGAAUACGUUACUUGCAAGACCUGCAAGUCGCCCGAUACCGAGCUGAACAAGGGUGAGAACCGUCUGUACUUCAUCACCUGCAACAACUGCGGUUCACGACGAAGUGUCACCGCCAUCAAGACGGGUUUCUCUGCCCAGAUCGGCAAGAGAAAGAAGAUGCAGGGUUAA
Trichoderma citrinoviride is the source of this 1002-nucleotide messenger RNA. RefSeq lists its product as hypothetical. Gene Ontology annotation, cellular component: eukaryotic translation initiation factor 2 complex. The record is from RefSeq and is a predicted model, not a curated record. Gene Ontology annotation, biological process: formation of cytoplasmic translation initiation complex; formation of translation preinitiation complex; translational initiation. Lineage: Eukaryota; Fungi; Ascomycota; Sordariomycetes; Hypocreales; Hypocreaceae. The annotation marks the transcript as partial. The transcript has 2 exons. Gene Ontology annotation, molecular function: mRNA binding; translation initiation factor binding; translation initiation factor activity.